CUAAAAUUAGCGUCCCGGUCGGUCCCUCCCUCAAAACCCCGUCGAUCACCCUCUCAACCCUCAUUUCUAAACUCGCCGGCGAGCGGCUGAGAUUGAAAAGCAGAGAAUCAAGCGAUCAAACGACACCGUUCUGCUCACUCCGUCCACACUUCAUUCUGUCUGCAACAGAAAUCGGUGCGAAGGAUAGUUUGGGACACAUACAUACGCUUACAGGGGAUACAGAUAACUAUCUUUAGGCAUUUGUACUGGGUGUGGAUUUGAGAAGAUAUAUACGUAUCGAUAGAUUUUUGCAAUGUCGGAGGAUGAUAAGUUGUUGAAGGAGGCGAAGAAGCUUCCAUGGGAUGACCGGUUGUUGCACAAGAAUUGGAAGGUCCGGAACGACGCCAACAUCGACCUAGCUUCCGUGUUUGAUUCCAUCACCGAUCCCAAGGAUCCCCGAAUACGUGAAUUUGGACCGUAUUUUAAGAAGAUGGUGGCCGAUUCAAAUGCGCCAGUUCAAGAGAAGGCACUUGAUGCGCUAAUUUCUUACUUGAAAGUAGCUGAUGCUGAUGCUGGAAGGUACGCUAAAGAAGUAUGCGAUGCAAUUGUAGCAAAAUGCUUGACGGGGAGACCAAAGACAGUAGAGAAGGCACAGGCAAUCUUUAUGCUUUGGGUAGAGUUAGAGGCUGUUGAAUCAUUCUUGGAUGCUAUGGAGAAAGCAAUAAAAAACAGAGUUGCCAAAGCUGUUGUACCCGCAGUAGAUGUCAUGUUUCAGGCCUUGAGUGAAUUUGGCUCAAAGGUUAUCCCACCAAAGAGAAUAUUGAAGAUGCUUCCUGAACUGUUUGAUCAUCAGGAUCAGAAUGUCCGAGCUUGUUCUAAGGGCCUAACACUGGAACUCUGUCGAUGGAUUGGGAAAGAUCCAGUGAAAUCCAUACUUUUUGAAAAAAUGCGUGACACAAUGAAAAAAGAAUUGGAGGCUGAGCUUGUUAAUGUUACUGGGACCGCAAAGCCAACCCGCAAAAUAAGAUCUGAGCAAGAUAAAUUGCCAGAACAGGAUGCUGUGCCCGAGAUAGCUUGCUCUGGCCCUUCUGAAGAACCAGCGGCUGACACUCCGCAGGAAAUAGAUGAAUAUGAACUUGUAGAUCCUGUUGAUAUUUUGACUCCUCUGGAAAAGUCUGGAUUUUGGGAAGGGGUGAAAGCUGCUAAGUGGUCAGAACGAAAGGAUGCUGUUGCUGAGUUAACAAAGCUUUCUUCGACAAAGAGAAUAGCACCUGGUGAUUUUUCAGAAAUUUGCCGCACAUUGAAGAAGCUUAUCACUGAUGUGAACAUUGCUGUAGCUGUUGAAGCCAUACAAGCAAUUGGGAAUCUUGCUAGAGGACUAAGAACCCAUUUCUCAGGGAGCUCACGGUUCUUACUGCCUAUUUUACUGGAAAAAUUGAAAGAGAAAAAGCCUACUUUAUCAGAGUCACUUACUCAAACACUCCAGGCAAUGCACAAGUCUGGCUGUUUAAAUCUCUCAGAUAUAGUUGAAGAUAUUAAGGCAGCCACAAAGAAUAAGGUUCCUCUAGUUCGAUCUUUGACAUUGAAUUGGGUGACACUUUGUAUUGAAACUAGCAGCAAGGCUAUUAUUCUUAAAGUUCACAAGGAGUAUGUUCCCAUUUGUAUGGAGUGCCUGAACGAUGGAACACCAGAGGUUAGAGAUGCUGCAUUUUCAGCUUUGUCAGCUAUCGCAAAGUUGGUUGGCAUGAGACCUUUAGAAAAAUCACUUGAGAAACUCGAUGAUGUCAGAAAGAAGAAGCUUUCUGAAAUGAUUGUUGGGAGUGGUGGUGAAUCUGAUGGUAGCUCAGUUGCAGUGCCAUCUUUGGGAGCAAAUACCCCUUCCACCAUGGCAGCAGAUGGAUCAUUUGUUAGGAGGUCAGCUGCUAGUAUGCUUAGCGGGAAAAAAACUGUUCAGGCUGCUCCCAUCAAUAAGAAAGGAGUGCCUACAAAAUCUGGGGUUGCCAAAAAAGGGGAUGGAGGUGGCCAGUUAAAAGCUUCCAAGCCUGUCGAAAUUGAAGAUGUGGAGCCAGAAGAUUGGAGUCUCGAACAGAUAGAAAGCAAAUUAGGUUCCCUUAUACAGCCGGAUACAAUUUCUAUGUUGAAGAGUGCAGUGUGGAAAGAGAGGCUUGAAGCUAUUGUAUCGUUCAAAGAGCAAGUUGAAGCACUUCCAGAGCUUGAUCCAUCAGUAGAGAUUUUGAUUCGUUUGCUAUCUGCUGUGCCCGGAUGGAGUGAAAAAAAUGUGCAGGUCCAGCAACAUGUAAUUGAUGUUAUCACCCAUAUCGCUUCAACAGCAUCAAAGUUCCCCAAAAAAUGUGUUGUACUUUGCAUCCAAGGUAUCACUGAAAGAGUUGCUGACAUCAAGACACGUGGUCAAUCCAUGAAAUGCCUAACUACUUUCUGUGAAGCUGUUGGUCCGGGAUUUGUUUUUGAGAGGCUUGCCAAAAUCAUGAAAGAACAUAAGAAUCCUAAAGUUCUUAGUGAAGGCUUGUUGUGGAUGGUUACAGCAGUUGAGGAUUUUGGCGUUUCACAUCUAAAACUCAAGGAUUUAAUUGAAUUUUGCAAGGAUAUUGGCUUACAAUCCAGUGCUGCUGCCACUCGGAAUGCGACCAUUAAACUUAUUGGUGUUCUACACAAGUUUGUUGGCCCAGAUAUCAAGGGGUUCUUAUCGGAUGUAAAGCCGGCUCUUCUAAGUGCUCUUGAUGCAGAAUAUGAAAAAAAUCCAUUUGAGGGAGCAUCUUCUGUUCCUAAAAGGGUUGUGAAAGCAUCGGAUUCUGUAUCUGUGCCUAGUGGGGGGCUGGAUAGUCUGCCACGCGAAGAUAUUAGUGGAAAGAUUACCCCUGCUUUGCUCAAGGGCUUAGAAAGUUCUGACUGGAAGAUACGGUUGGAAUCCAUUGAAGGUGUAAAUAAAAUUUUAGAAGAGGCCAACAAGCGCAUUCAGCCUACUGGAACUGGAGAGCUUUUUGGUGCUCUUAGAGGCCGGCUCUAUGACAGCAAUAAGAAUUUAAUCAUGUCAACUUUAUCUACAAUUGGUGCGGUUGCAUCUGCUAUGGGGCCAGCAGUUGAGAAGUCAAGCAAGGGUAUUCUCUCAGACAUAUUAAAAUGUCUUGGUGACAAUAAGAAGCACAUGAGAGAGUGUGCUUUGAGCACACUAGAUGCAUGGCUAGCUGCAGUUCAUCUAGAUAAAAUGGUACCAUAUAUUACUGCCUCGUUAACAGAUACUAAAAUUGGUGCGGAGGGGCGUAAAGAUGUUUUUGAUUGGUUAUCAAAACAACUUGCUGGAAUGAAAGAAUUCCCUGAUGCCAUUUUGCUUCUUAAACCUGCUGCCUCUGCUAUGACGGACAAAUCAGCUGAUGUUCGGAAAGCGGCUGAAGUUUUCUUUGGUGAAAUCCUGAGAAUUUGCGGGCAAGAGAUGGUUACCAAGCAUUUGAGAGACAUUCAGGGACCUGCCUUAGCUAUCGUUGUUGAACGGCUUAGACCACAUGGGGGCAUACAAGAGUCAUUUGAAUCUGGAAAAACAAUAUCAACUGUGCCCCCCAUAAAAAACAGCUCAAAGCUGGGAAAAUCUAAUGCUUCUGCCCCUCGUCAUGGAAACAGAGUGGGUUCUUCGAGAGCUCUUCCUUUGAAGAGUUCUAGGCAGGAGCCCCUUAUGUCUGUUCAGGACAUCAGUUUACAGUCACAAGCUUUGAUAAAUAUCAAAGACUCAACUAAGGAUGAAAGAGAGAGAAUUGUGAUUCGCAGAUUUAAGUUUGAGGAACCACGUCUUGAACAGAUUCAAGAUCUUGAGAGUGAUUUGAUGAAGUUCUUCAGAGAAGAUUUUCAUAGGAGGCUUUUAAGUUCAGACUUCAAGAAGCAAGUUGAUGGGAUUGAAAUGUUACAAAAGGCACUGCCUUCUUUAGGAAAGGAAGUAGUUGAAGUUCUUGACAUACUGUUAAGGUGGUUUGUCUUGAGAUUCUGUGAAUCCAACACUGCAUGCCUACUGAAGGUGCUAGAAUGCCUUCCCGACCUUUUUGAUAUGCUCAAGAAUGAGGGCUGCACAAUGACGGAAGCUGAAGCAGCAAUCUUUCUUCCUUGCUUGGUUGAAAAGUCAGGUCAUAAUAUUGAAAAAGUACGAGAAAAAAUGCGGGAGCUGAUGAAAAAAAUUAUUCACACGUACUCUGCAUCAAAGACUUUUCCAUAUAUUUUAGAGGGCUUGCGUUCUAGAAACAAUCGUACACGGAUAGAAUGUGUUGACCUUGUUGGCUUCUUAUUAGAUAACCAUGGAGCAGAGAUUGGUGGACAGCUGAAAUCCUUGCAAAUUGUUUCCAGCUUAACUGCAGAGCGGGAUGGUGAGCUUCGGAAAGCUGCUUUGAAUACUCUAGCAACUGGCUAUAAAUUAUUAGGCGAUGACAUAUGGAGAUAUGUUGGAAAGCUAACAGAAGCUCAGAGAAGCAUGUUAGAUGAUAGAUUUAAGUGGAAGGCUCGAGAGAUGGAGAAGAGGAGGGAGGGAAAACCUGGGGAGUCUAGGCUUGCAAUGAGGCGUUCUGUGAGGGAUAUUGGGUCUGAUCUGGCAGAGCAGAGUGGUGAAGUAUCUAGGUCUAUCUCCGGCCCAAUAUUAAAUAGGGAGAAUUACAACCAAUCUGAGCUUCCCAUUGAAAGGCAUCCAAUACCUUUGCCAAUUUCUGGAACUAAUGGCCCCACAGACUGGAAUGAAGCCCUGGAUAUCAUAGCAUAUGGUUCGCCAGAGCAGUCCAUAGAAGGAAUGAAAGUUGUAUGCCAUGAGUUGGGACUAGCAAUGGAUGACCCCGAAGGCAGUGGUAUGGAUCAAAUAGUGAAAGAUGCAGAUAAACUUGUUUCAUGCUUAGCAAAUAAGGUAGCCAAAACUUUUGAGUUUAGUUUGAUGGGCGCCUCUUCAAGGUCAUGUAAAUAUGUUCUCAAUACACUUAUGCAGACUUUUCAAAACAAAAACCUUGCACAUGCUGCCAAAGAGAGCACCAUUACGAUACUCAUCACAGAGCUUCUGCUCUGGCUUUUGGAUGAUAGGGUUCCCCGAAUGGAUGAUGGCAGUCAGCUUCUCAAAGCCUUGAAUGUUCUGAUGCUUAAGAUCUUAGAUAAUGCUGAUCGGACAACAUCAUUUGUUGUGCUCAUCAAUCUUUUACGGCCUUUGGAUCCGUCACGGUGGCCAUCUCCUACAGCAAAUGAGUCCCUAGCCACUAGAAAUCAGAAGUUCUCUGAUUUAGUUGUGAAAUGUCUUAUCAAACUUACCAAGGUUCUCCAAAGUACCAUAUAUGAUGUUGACCUCGAUCGAAUUCUUCAAAGCAUUCAUGUAUACCUACAAGAACUAGGCAUGGAAGAAAUCAGGAAGAGAGCUGGCGCUGAUGACAAACCAUUAAGGAUGGUGAAAACUGUUCUACAUGAACUUGUUAAGCUUCGUGGGACUGCCAUAAAGGGUCAUCUUUCUAUGGUUCCUAUUGAUAUGCAACCACCACCUAUAAUUCUUGCAUACAUUGACCUUAACCUUCAGACACUGGCAGCUGCAAGAAUGUUAACUCCUUCUGUACCUGGACAAACUCAUUGGGGUGAUACCACUGCUAACAACCCCGCACCUGCAAACCAUUCUGAUGCUCAGAUGAAGCAAGAAUUGGCAGCAAUAUUCAAGAAGAUUGGUGACAAGCAAACUUGUAAGAUUGGUCUCUCUGAGUUAUAUCGAAUUACACAAUUAUACCCCAAGGUUGACAUAUUCUCUCAGCUGCAGAAUGCAAGUGAAGCAUUUAGGACUUAUAUUAGAGAUGGUUUAACACAGAUGGAGAAAAAUGCUGCAGCCGGACGGACUCCUUCUAGUGCGCCUGUGCCAACGCCUCCUGCACUGGACUUGUCUUCCCCAAAAUUCAGUCAUCUAUCACCUGCAAAUACAACCCCUGCUUAUGACACAAAGUCUGUGAAUGCUAAAGUUGAACUCGGACACUUCAGUUUGCCACCUUCAUAUGCUGAGGAGGAAAGGCCUAGUCACACCGUCCUUUCAACUGGUUCAACAUUGCAUCAAUCCGAAAUAAUGCGGCAGCAACCAGGGGAAUUAAGAGUUAGCGGUGGAACCCUGGAAGCUAUCAGGGAAAGAAUGAAAAGCAUGCAAUUAGGAGCUGCAUCGACUGGGAUUCCAGAUCCCGCAAAUCCCGGAAACAUGGAAUUCAUGUCCACGAACAACGGGGGUAUUACCCAAGGAGAUUUUAGUCAACAACAUGCUUCUGCCGCUGAUCAUAAGAGCGCAAGUGAGAUGUCCCAACAUAUUAGCACGGUCCUUCCCAUGGAUGAAAAGGCACUCUCGGGACUUCAGGCAAGAAUGGAGAGGCUUAAGAGUGGGUCUAUUGAACCACUUUGAAUCGAAGCCGUCUUGGUGUUAUUGCCACCCGUAUGUUUAUAUAUACUAUCGUAUAUAGACACACAUAAUCGUCUCUCAGAUCCUUUUGACAUAAUGAAGAGUAUCACCUAUUGAUCUGGCAGCGGAGUAGACUAGUGCUAUGCUUGAUGUUGGUUAGAAGGAUUGCGUUGUGUAUAUUGUAGCCUGUUAGGGCGGGUGGGGUGGGGUGUCAUUGUUUCCUUUGUCUUGAUUGUAUAAUAAUUAAUGAGCUUCAAAAUGGUCACCACGAGUCUUGCUAUCCAGUUUUGUAGUGAAUUCUACUAGAGUUGCUCUUUCCCAUCGCCUUGAUUUUGCCUACACAAAUGUUUAUAUCAUUAUAUUCUUACAAUGAAUCCUGAUUAUUAGUAAUGCCUCUGGCGAGGUAGUUCAUAUUUCAUGCUACUGCAUCUUCUGUUUAAAGACAAUACAUUCUGACAUUCGUUGAUAAUGUUAACGACGCAUAAUCACUUGCAGUCUUGCAAGUUGC
This is a messenger RNA of Cuscuta epithymum, 6875 nucleotides long. The record is from the annotation of a GenBank genome assembly. Lineage: Eukaryota; Viridiplantae; Streptophyta; Magnoliopsida; Solanales; Convolvulaceae.